Molecule: messenger RNA, 1542 nt
Organism: Scomber japonicus (chub mackerel)
Lineage: Eukaryota; Metazoa; Chordata; Actinopteri; Scombriformes; Scombridae
Product: outer dynein arm-docking complex subunit 1-like
Exons: 13
Coding region: 1-1542 (513 amino acids)
Biological process (GO): outer dynein arm assembly; cilium movement
Cellular component (GO): axoneme
Source: RefSeq, a predicted model, not a curated record
AUGUGUUUUAAUGCAGCUGAAACGGACCUGAAGAGACUGCAGCUGCAGUAUCGCAAAGCAGAGGAAGCCAAGCGGGCCUACUGUGUGAAAACCCAAAGACUCCUCUACAGAGACAAACGAGAGAUCCAAAGGCUCCAGGAUGAACAGGAAGAGCUUUUAUGCAGUCUCAGAGUCUCUCAGAGCUGUUUUAACCGUCAGAAUGAUGUUAGUGUUGUUCAAGAUCUUACUGCAAUGUUGGCCUCUGAAGACAGAAUAGAUGAAGAGUUGGAAGAAGAAAAACUGAAAAUAGCAUCUUUGAAAGAUCAGAUUUUGGAAUGGGAGAGGAAGUUGGCAGGACAUAGUGAGGAAACUGUACACCGCAGUUAUAAAUCUGAUAAAAACCGCUUACGAAAAACCACCUACUCAAUGGAAAACAAACUGGACAGGGGUCGCAAAUGCUUCAGUCAGCUGAUGACCAGGAAUGGACAGUUGAGGGAGGAUCUAAAGAUACUGCAAGAGGAGAAGAAACACUUUCUACGUGUUAAAUCUAAGCUGGAACAUGAGCUGCAUACAAUCCGCAAAGAUGUUUGUAAACUGAGUACUGAAUGCACUGAAGCCUUCAGUAGCAGUGUGAAGAUCCAGGAGAAAGAGAGGAUGCUGAGAGACCAGAAUGGAAAAGAAAAGGCUCAUUACAGGAAAGAAAAGAGCAAGAUGGAACGAGAAAUCUUCCAUUACUCUAACUGUGAGGCUUUUCUGGACAUAAAGGCCAUUGCACGUGUCAGCCUGGACUCAGACCAUAGAAAUGAGGAGCAGAGCAAGCAACUGAAAUGUAAGGAAUGGGGACUGGAAGAUUUUGAGGAUGCAAUUGAAAAAAUCCUCAGAGAGACAGGGGAAAGUGACCUGGACAAACUAGUCAGGAACUUCAUACAAAUGGAGGAGCAGAACUACACUGUACUGAAGUUUGUUAACUAUCAGCACAAUGAAGCACAGACCAUUCAAAGGCAGAUAUCUCAGCUUUGUAAGCAGAUGGAGAUAUUUGUGGUUGAGAACCAGCAGCAGCUUGAGCAGCACCAGUCUCUUCAGAGCACAGUUUUAAUCAAGCAAGAAGCUGUUAAUGAACAGCUGGAAGUGUAUCAACAGCGUGUCGGGUUCAUGGAAAAGCUCCUCGAUCAGCUCAAAAAAGGUGUUAAAUCAUUGCUUCAGAUCAGCCAUGACAGCUCGGAGAUCUGUGACAAGCUGAGCUCCUCUGAUGGAGUCCAGGAUGAAAAUAUCACAGAGUACCUGAGAAUGGUGGAGGACAGAACCAAUGAGCUUCUUACUUUGCAGUCCUAUCUUCUCUUCCAGGAAAACCUCAGCCAGUGGGACACUGACAGUGUCAUUGCUGAGCAUCUCCUGGGUAUAAACCCCCCAGUAAACCUGACCACAGCAGCUACAACCCCUGCACCUGAUAACGACCCAGAAUCAGUGGAGUCAGUGCUGCUGGAGAUGAAAGAGCCAAUGAGUAGAGAUGAUCUCCUCACACUAGUCAGUAAGAGGAUUCAGAAUGAGAAGACGACAGACUGA